AUGCGUAGCUGGGUAAUCCGUUACGAUGGAUGGUACUACCUUACCUACACAACAACGGACAACAUCACACUUCUUCGCAGCCAAGUCCUCACUAAUUGGAACACCGCCGAACGCCGUCUCCUGUUCCAGCCGCCGGAGGAAACAGACUACUCUACGAACCUCUGGGCGCCCGAACUCCACCACAUCAACAAUGCCUGGUACGUUAUCUUCACUGCGGACCCGAACAACGACCAGCCGCCGCCUGAGGUCGACAUGUUCUGCGAGUAUAGCUGCCCUGCUGUGCACCAUCGAAUGUACGUACUUGAAGGCGACAGCGGCGACCCCUGGACUGCGACCUUCGCCAUGAAAGCGCAGCUGAACACGUUCGAUCAAUUCGCUAUCGACGGGACCUACUUCCAGCACUCAACGGGGCUGUACCACAUCUACAGCUGCUGGUACCGCCAGUAUGACGGCUGGCCCGCCAAUCUAUGCAUCACCAAGAUGUCCAACCCCUGGACCGUCUCCUCCAACUUCUCCGAGCGGCAGAUCAUCAGCGUACCUUCGAACCCCUGGGAAAGAACCCCCUACGGCCGCCCCUUCAACGACCGUCUCUCCUCCAACGAGGGGCCCCAACAACUCACCAAUCAGGCCACGGGCCAACAAUUCCUCAUCUACAGCGCCGCGCGUUCUGACAACCGGAACUACUGCCUUGGCCAACUCGAGCUCGUAGGCGACGAUCCCAUGAACCCGUCCGACUGGCGCAAGAACAGCGAGGGGUGCGUGUUUUACCAGAAUGCGCUCGAGGGGGCUUAUGGGGUCGGCCAUGCGAGCUUUGUGAAGAGUCCUGAUGGGGCGGAGGAUUGGAUCGUUUAUCAUGGGAUGAGGGAUCCGAGGGAGGGGUGGCGGGCGAGGACGAUUCGUGCGCAGAGGUUUGGGUGGGGGGAGGACGGGGCGCCGAGGUUUCCGAGGCCGGGGUAUGGGCCUUUCGAGGUGCCUAGUGGGCAAUCUUGA
Messenger RNA from Coniosporium apollinis CBS 100218, 990 nucleotides. RefSeq lists its product as uncharacterized. The record is from RefSeq and is a predicted model, not a curated record. The transcript is spliced from 3 exons. NCBI's taxonomy places the organism in Eukaryota, Fungi, Ascomycota, Dothideomycetes. Bases 1 to 990 code for a protein of 329 amino acids. Gene Ontology annotation, molecular function: hydrolase activity, hydrolyzing O-glycosyl compounds. Gene Ontology annotation, biological process: carbohydrate metabolic process.